AUGUCGAAGCGAACAAGUAGCGCAAUCACGAACGGCAAUCCAGUCAAGGACGCCGCCGACAGCUUAGCCGAGCCCGCCCACGACAAGCAGAAGCUUCUUCUCUCCGCUGACACUGGCCAUUUUUCGCUGAUCCGCGCUCUUCAUCUGGCCGACGCGAUAACUCUUUGCAAUGGGGCGUGCGGUGUCAUGUCAAUCUUCACUUCCCUCCGUUACUGCCUUGGCGAUCCGUCGUCCUACAGCACGCUGUACCUGGCACUAUUUUUCCUCCCAUUUGGCCUAUUCUUCGACUUUAUGGAUGGCAAGGUUGCGCGGUGGAGAAAGAAGAGCAGCAUGAUGGGCCAGGAACUAGAUUCGUUGGCCGACCUGAUUUCUUUCGGUGUUGCUCCUGCUUCUGUGGCAUUUGCUCUCGGCCUACGUACCCCUAUCGAUCACGUCUGCUUGACUUUUUUUGUUCUCUGUGGCCUCACUCGUCUCGCUCGCUUCAAUGUCACAGUCUCGGCUCUCCCUAAGGAUGCAACUGGCAAGAGUAAGUACUUUGAGGGAACGCCGAUUCCCACAAGCCUUGGUCUCGACGCUAUCAUGGCCUACUUUAUUUCUCAACGGUGGAUUCUUCAGGAUCUCCCUAUGGGAACAUGGCUCACAGGCUCCGCCUUGGAGUUUCACCCCAUAGCCCUUGUCUUUGUGGUGCAUGGGUGUCUUAUGACUAGCAAGAGCAUCCAUAUUCCUAAACCCUGA
This is a messenger RNA of Colletotrichum graminicola M1.001, 735 nucleotides long. Its product is annotated as CDP-diacylglycerol-serine O-phosphatidyltransferase. NCBI's taxonomy places the organism in Eukaryota, Fungi, Ascomycota, Sordariomycetes, Glomerellales, Glomerellaceae. The record is from RefSeq and is a predicted model, not a curated record. Bases 1 to 735 code for a protein of 244 amino acids. Gene Ontology annotation, cellular component: membrane. Gene Ontology annotation, biological process: phospholipid biosynthetic process. The transcript has 4 exons. Gene Ontology annotation, molecular function: phosphotransferase activity, for other substituted phosphate groups.